AUGAGCGCAACGCUUGGCAUCGGCAUCAUCGGCUGCGGCAACAUCUCGACGACCUAUUUCGAGCUGGCGCCGCUGUUCUGUGGCAUGGAUGUGCGCGCCUGCGCCGAUCUGAACACGGAGGCGGCGCGCGCCAGCGCCGGCAAAUACGGUGUCGCCGCGCAAAGCAUCGACGAUCUUUUGGCCAAUUCAGCCGUCGACAUCGUCGUCAACCUGACCGUCCCCGAGGCCCAUGCCGGCGUGACCGCGGCCGCGCUCGAAGCGGGCAAGCAUGUCUAUUCAGAAAAGCCGCUGGCCCUGUCGCUUGACGACGGUCUGGCGCUCAAGGCGCUCGCCGACGCGAAGGGGUUGAGCGUCUGUUCGGCGCCGGACACGUUCCUGGGCGGGGCGCAUCAAUGGGCACGGCGGCUGAUCGACGAAGGGCGUCUCGGCACCAUCACGUCCGGCACGGCGCAUGUGAUGUCGCACGGGAUGGAGCACUGGCAUCCGAACCCGGACUUCUUCUUCAAGCCCGGCGCCGGGCCGGUGCUCGAUAUCGGGCCCUACUACAUCGCCAACCUGAUCCAUCUGAUCGGGCCGGUGCGCCGGGUGGCGGCGCUCGCCAACAGCGCCGAGGCGGUCCGCACCAUCGGCUCCGAGCCGCGGCGCGGGGAGAAGAUCGCGGUGGAGACGCCGACCAACAUCCAUGCGCUCCUGGAAUUCGAAAGCGGCGCGACGGUCACGCUGGGCGCAAGCUGGGACGUCUGGGCGCACCGGCACCGCAACAUGGAGCUGUACGGAACCGAGGGCUCGCUGUUCGUGCCCGAUCCGAACUUCUUCGGCGGCACGGUCGAACUGUCAGGGCGGGACGGCGGGCUUUCGGUGCCGCAGCCUUUCGACCAUCCGUUCGGCGUGCCCAAUCAGGAUCAUGGCGGCACGGCGCUUGCGAACUAUCGCGGUGCCGGGCUUGCCGACAUGGCGAAGGCGAUCCGCGAGGGCGGCGGCGCGCGCUGUUCGCUCGACCGGGCGCUGCAUGCGGUCGACGUCAUGACCGGCAUUCUCAGGUCCGCCGAGGCGGGCACGUUCGUUGUCAUGCAGACGCGCUGCACGCGUCCCGACCCGCUGGGUCCCGACCAGGCGCGCGCGUUGUUGAAGGACUGA
This is a messenger RNA of Effrenium voratum, 1137 nucleotides long. NCBI's taxonomy places the organism in Eukaryota, Dinophyceae, Suessiales, Symbiodiniaceae. The record is from the annotation of a GenBank genome assembly.